UGUUGCAUCUGGCCCUCAGCCCUCUCUGGCCAGCCCCAGUCCCACAACAACUCCUCGCAGGAAGCAAAUACAUGCGCGAGAAAGCAGAAGCUGCCCGAGUUUAGCGAAACAGUGUCAGCAUGGCCGGGGGCUCGGUGUUCGAGUGUAAGGAGUACUUGUUCAAAGUGCUGGUCAUCGGGGAAUUAGGCGUCGGGAAAACGAGCAUCAUCAAACGCUACGUGCACCAGCUCUUCUCGCAGCACUACAGGGCGACCAUCGGAGUCGACUUUGCGCUUAAAGUCAUCAACUGGGACAGCAAGACGCUGGUGAGGUUACAGCUGUGGGACAUCGCAGGUCAGGAACGAUUUGGGAACAUGACGCGAGUGUACUACAAGGAGGCUGUGGGGGCCUUCGUGGUGUUCGAUGUGACAAGGGGCUCCACAUUUGAGGCGGUGUCUAAAUGGAAGCGUGACCUUGACAGCAAGGUGAAGCUGGCUAAUGGCAACCCCAUCCCCUCAGUGCUGCUCGCCAAUAAAUGCGACCAGAAGAAAGACAGCUCCAACAACACGGCUCUAAUGGACAAUUUCUGCAAAGAGACCGGCUUUCUGGGCUGGUUUGAAACCUCAGCUAAGGACAACAUCAACGUGGACGAGGCAGCACGUUUCCUGGUAGAGAGCGUCCUGGCUAACGACAAAGGGUUGCCGUAUGAGGAGAGCAAUGGAGAGCGGAUCAAACUGGACCAGGAGACUGUGGCUGCUGAGAGCAAGUCAGGCUGCUGUUGACACUCAAUCCAUUCAAAUUAGCCAUGCGCCUCCCUUUGGGGGGGGGUCCAACCCUAGCACCCAGGCUGUGGCUCUCAGUCCUCUACUGCAGCUUCUCUGAGGAAUAUGAAUUCUUGGGUCCUCAAAGCUCCAGAAUAUUCUCCUCUCUGCACUGAUGCCCGGUCGACCUGCACGUCCAAGUGUUUCAUUGUAGUUCUCCCUGCCCAAUUUUAUCUUGAUGUUGUCACAAAUGAUGUCGCUGCCUCUAUAAAGCUGUUUCCUUCUUUGUCCCACGCCUCUAAACCUCAGCAUCUUUAUGAUUGAGUUUUUCUCAGUGCAUAUUUCCCUGAUUCUGUAUUCCACCAUCAACUAUACACCCUACCCAGCCCACCACACUUGAACCCUGCUGCUCCUCCUGUUAACCUGACGGCCUCUGAAGCCCUGGACUAUACCACCCCUGAGAAGGGGUGCAAACUAAACAGAAAUUGGCGAAACACAAGCUAGAAAACAACACGUAGCCUCUUAAUUUCUGUCUGUUUGGUCUAUUCUCUCUCAGUAUCUUUGUCGUUCAGCAUUUAUCUGUGAAACAGGAUACGUUAUUGUUCAGUGUGGAGGUAUUCCUUCAAUUCACAUAGAUGGACAUGAAUGACAAUCAUUCUUUUACAGCACACACUUUUGUGUUUCCAGCUGUUCUUUAGACUACUGUGUAAAACAUAAGCAAUUGGGCCUAGCAGUUAAGCAUUAUGAAAGUGUUAUCAUAUCUCAUAUUGCUGUCAUGAAUUGUUGUCUUUAUGCCAUAUUUUCUCUGACGUUAUGUGCCAUAAUACAGUUUAUGUUAAUUAGAGGGGAAUACUUUUUCUUCGUCACUCCAAACACUUACAAAGACACAGACGGACAAUACAGUCUAAUAAUGAUACUAUAUGAGACACCAGUAUGAAUAUGUAGGUCUGAUUUAGGGUUUGUCUGUUUUCGUUUUUGUUUGUUUCUUAUGUGUUGGGUCUUGCAUUAUGCAAUUGGUGAGACUUAAAAAACGGAAUCAGACAGCAGACUACUCUCUUGUACAUUAGUGUUCAAAUUAAAUAUGAAGGAUUUUUUUAAACAUUGAGUUGAGAUUAAGUUUACAUGUAAAACUACAUUGAAUGUACAAGACCAAAAUAGAAUAAACAUUUUAGCAGAA
Molecule: messenger RNA, 1917 nt
Organism: Anarrhichthys ocellatus (wolf-eel)
Lineage: Eukaryota; Metazoa; Chordata; Actinopteri; Perciformes; Anarhichadidae
Gene: rab32a
Product: RAB32a, member RAS oncogene family
Exons: 3
Coding region: 120-761 (213 amino acids)
Biological process (GO): phagosome-lysosome fusion; endosome to lysosome transport
Cellular component (GO): Golgi apparatus; late endosome; lysosome
Molecular function (GO): GTP binding; GTPase activity
Source: RefSeq, a predicted model, not a curated record